This is a messenger RNA of Colletotrichum truncatum, 270 nucleotides long. Lineage: Eukaryota; Fungi; Ascomycota; Sordariomycetes; Glomerellales; Glomerellaceae. The record is from RefSeq and is a predicted model, not a curated record.
AUGGAUGUUACGGUUCACAAGAAUCCCACCAUAGUCACCAAUGGCGGACGCUAUCCCGGACUUCUUAUCCACUGGACCGGUUCGACUCCAGACGGCCUCUUUCGGACCCGAGUCGGGCAGGCCGGAGGAGUGGAAUUCCAUUACUAUAUACCCAUCCCCCAGUUCGCCACAGUCAAAUUACCUAAGGUCGGUUAUAAUCUUAAAAGCUCAUCCUGCGGUUCCGCCACUUGGCUCUCCUCCUUAAACCAUCUUAGAGGUAAUCAUGCAUAG